This is a messenger RNA of Anopheles marshallii, 207 nucleotides long. Its product is annotated as protein transport protein Sec61 subunit gamma. The transcript has a single exon. Gene Ontology annotation, biological process: protein targeting; post-translational protein targeting to membrane, translocation. The coding region runs from base 1 to 207 and encodes 68 amino acids. Lineage: Eukaryota; Metazoa; Arthropoda; Insecta; Diptera; Culicidae. Gene Ontology annotation, cellular component: membrane; Ssh1 translocon complex. Gene Ontology annotation, molecular function: transmembrane protein transporter activity. The record is from RefSeq and is a predicted model, not a curated record.
AUGGAUCAAUUGACAAAAUUCUACGAACCCGGCCGCUCGUUCGCCAAAGACUCGAUUCGAUUGAUUAAACGCUGCACCAAGCCCGACCGCCGGGAGUUCCAGAAGAUUGCCAUCGCCACAGCCAUCGGAUUCUGCAUUAUGGGAUUCAUUGGUUUCUUCGUGAAACUGAUACAUAUCCCGAUCAACAACAUCAUCGUCGGAUCAUAA